Messenger RNA from Zootoca vivipara (common lizard), 5648 nucleotides. It is a transcript of the gene MANSC4, whose product is annotated as MANSC domain containing 4. NCBI's taxonomy places the organism in Eukaryota, Metazoa, Chordata, Lepidosauria, Squamata, Lacertidae. Gene Ontology annotation, cellular component: plasma membrane. The record is from RefSeq and is a predicted model, not a curated record. Gene Ontology annotation, molecular function: serine-type endopeptidase inhibitor activity. Gene Ontology annotation, biological process: epithelium development; extracellular matrix organization; epidermis development.
UUUUGGGGGGGGGGAGAAUGAAUUUCUAUGCCCCACAAAUAACCCAGAGACACAUUUUAAAUAAAAGGACACAUUCUACUCAUGUAAAUACACGCCGAUUCCCAGACCAUCAACGGGCCAGAUUUAGAAGGUGAUUGGGCCAGAUCCAGGCUCCAGGCCUUAAUUUGUCUACCCAUGAUCUGGGACAACUCAGGGUGGGAUCCACAUUUUGCUCCAGUAUGGAUGUUCACACAGCCACACUGAACUUAGUGGGACUUACUUCUGAGUAGACCUUUUAUUUAUUUAGAAUAUGCACUGCUAGUCACAAAAAUAACAAUGGUUUACAAGAGUAUAUACAUUUAAAAACCAUUUAAAAUACAUGCCACAUUUUUAAAAAUCAGAAAUCAGCUAACUAGUGUAACCGCUGCCCAAGUAUCUUCCAUCACAAUUACACACUUCAAAUAAGGUUCUUUGUUGCUUGUUGUACCAUAAGAUAAUUUAUUCUGCAAUAACCAGGUUCCCAAAAGUUAAGUUCUGUUAUAUAUCUGGAAGUCCCUUGUUCAGUGGGACUUGUUCCCAAGAAUAAGGGCAGAUGGGAAGGUAGCCCAUCUAGAAGUAAAACUUUCAUCCUAAACCUCGCUUCCCUGUGAGAUAUCUUCGGGAGAAGAAAAUACUAAGGAGUAAACCCUACACAAAUGGGUAUGGAGUCUCUAAGGCAACAGCUGGAUGGCACCUUGUAUACCUCCUUCUGGCAACUCCUGCAGUCAAGCUCUGCUUUCCUUUGGGACCCCAUGAGCCAGGCUGGGCAGACCAGGACUUCCCCACACACUGCUCAGCCUUGCGCCAAGGGGAGGCCACUCCAGUGGUCCAAAUGCAGUGGUUUGAUUUCACCCUCGGAGGCUCACUCCAUUGUCUCUGGAGACAGAGGGAUCCCAACAACAGCAACAAUGUUGUGUAAAUUAAAAUGCAUGUAAUCUUAUAAUAAUUAAAAGUGAAAAUCAAAACUGCCACUAUGGAUAACUUAAUGCCCAUAAUUACCUACCAGAUAAUAAUUAUUCUGAUUUGGAAUUUUACCCAACAAAUUAAUUGCAGCAGAAGCAAUUGUUACUAAAAAUAGGGAGACUAUAGAUAUAUUUAUAAAAAUCAUUUUGGUAUUACAAGCAAACAUUUUUUACCUUUUUAGAAGCGAGACUUACUUGUACCAUUUUACCUUUUAAGUCACCGCUCAAAAUUUCUACAGAUAUCAAAAUCUAAGGACUGCAGGGGAUGGGGGGGGGCUACACUCUCCAAACAUCUCAUUGAGGUUUGGGUGUGUUCAGUGGCUGCAGAAUGAGACCCGACUGUUUCUUGGGAAUAGAAAACGGCAGGAGGGGGAACAGAAUGGAGUGCCAUGGAGAAAAGCAUGGAUGGCAGGCUAAACAUGGAACAGCUACUAUGUUUUAUGACAGGAAAUGUAGUUUCUUUCCAUGUAAGGUUAUGUCCACAAGUUACAGUGCAUAAGGAGUGUGGGAGUGUAACUGAAAUGUUUGGUUUUUGUUGCCAAACCAGAAGAGAGGCACCCACCACAAGGAAAUGCACGGAACCUGGAAACAAUGCAACAUUUAUAUCAAACUUUAAUUCUCAUAAUACUACCAACUCUUCACAGGUUCAGUUUUUGUUUUAGAUCACACAAGUUAUUUUUAAUUAUCUGUAUAACACCUGCAGUAACCAGCAGCUGUAUCCCAAAUAGUUUUUAAAAGGGAAAAAAAUAUGUUGUUCUGUUUAGCUACGGGGACCUGGAAGGACAUGUGGCACCCCCAUUCUGAAUGUUAGGAAAAGGCUCUUUGAAUAGCAAGCUUAGCAUUAGCAAAAAAGGGAGUGUCAUCUACCUUCUAAGAGUCUCACAAUAGCUAUGAGAAUGGUAAGGAAAGGGCAGUCUGCUAAGGAAAGAGUUGUCUCAAGUGCAGAGUGCAACUUCCUCUGUCCUCUGAGAAGCUCUAGGGGUAGCUUGGCCUGCAGGAGGCAGCUUCUGACAUUCCCUCUUGUAGACACCUAUGAAAAGCGCAGGAGGUCUGCCCUCUUCAUGACUAUCCUGACACCAAAUCUAAAAGCCCUUUAGUGCCAUAAAAUACAAUGGGGGAAAAUAAAAAUGGGGAGAGGGGGGGAAGAAAAUAAAAAAGAUUCCCUUUCUCUUCCCUGGAACUUCCUCUGUUCUGUGAGCUCUGAACAUGUCGCAUGUUUCUUGUUCCAAGAUUGUCCUGCACAAGAGAACUCCUUUUAGGAGCUGGGGUUAUACAGUGUGUUAUAAGAAUUUUGAGGUCAUAUAUAUAUAUAUAAUAAUUGUUCAUAAAACAUGUACAUGAAUGUACAGAAACAUGUCUGAAGCAGCACAGGAAAACAGGCCUGACUGACACCAUUUUGACUCUCUCUGACCAGGUGUUCCUCUGCAAGGAAGAAGUGGGGUGGGGGGAACCUUCUCAUUGUCUCAGGAAUUAAAGUGAUAAUCCCUGGCAUCCUGAUACCUGAGUGCCAGACAAAAGGUUGUGAUUAACUUGGCUGGGAAACAGGGAAAUGUAAAUAUCUCUCAAUUUUGUUGAUUAGGUUUUGGGGGCAGGGGGCAGGGUCCAGACUGCUCAGAUUACUGCCACCAGACCUCCCCUUUCUGUAUGUACCUAUGAUGAAUCUAGGGAGGGGGGGUCUUGGGCUACACCCCUUCUGUGACAUAUGGAUGAUGCUUCUGGGGGGUGGGCUGAAACCAAUUUCAAAUCUCUUUUUAAGGACAAGACAUCUUUGUUUGGGGCCUUCCUUGUUCUCCUGUGUGAGAGGAAGGACCCUGUUGCAACAGCAAAAAUAAAAGUGCCUUGCUUCGUACGUCCUGGUUUGGUCUCUGUUAUUUGGUGGGCAGGAGACGCUUAAAUUCGUCUGCUUGCCUGGAUCCUUGAGCUCUCCCUGGGUCAAGAUCCAUUUCUCUGGGUUCAUAGGAACCAGCUUAAAUUUUACAACAAUUGGUACCUCGGUUUAAGAACAGCCUUGUUUACAAACUCUGCAAAACCGGAAGUAGUGUCCCGGUUUGUGAACAUUAUCUCGGUCUAAGAACAGAAUCCGAACGGUAGAAGGGCACCGGCGACGGGAGGCCUCAUUAGGGAAAACAGGCCUCGGUUUAAGAACAGUUUUGGUUUAAGAACGGACUUCCAGAACUGAUUAAGUUUGUAAACCAAGGUACCACUGUAUCCUGAGGUUACAAUCCUGUUGUGUUCCUAUGUUCCUAUCAGGGGUCAGCAAACUUUUUCAGUCCACUGUCCCUCAGACCUUGGGGGGGGGGGCGGACGGACUAUAUUUUGGGAAAAAAUAUGAACGAAUUCCUAUGCCCCACAAAUAACCCAGAGAUGCAUUUUAAAUAAAAGGACACAUUCUACUCAUGUAAAAACAUGCUGAUUCCCGGACCGUCCGCGGGCCAGAUUUAGAAGGCGAUUGGGCCGCAUCCGGUCCCUGGGCCUUAGUUUGGAGACCCUGUGUUAGGCACACAUUGAAAUCCCAUAGGAUUUAGUGAAAAGUGCAGCCUGACUUUAUGCAUAUUUACUUGGAAGUAAAUGCCAUUGUGUUUGAUGGGACUUAACAUUUGAUAAGUGCUAGGGUUGCAGUCCCAAGCUCACACAGCUAAGUGCAGCCAGAGUAAUGUCGAGCAGCAGGGUUUGGUUAAUAAAUUACUGGCUUCUUAGGGAGGUUCAAAGUAAACACAAAUGCAAUGAUCAGUUCAUUUUGAGAGAGAAAAGUAACACUUUUUUUCUAGCACAGCAGUAACAAAGACUGAAACUUUUAUUGUUCUACCAGGCCUAAACACACUAAGCACAACCAAAUCAAGACAAUGUGAAGGGUGAGAAGAGAUAAAUCUGAUCAGCUUCAGACUGUCUUGCAUUGCUCCACAAACUGCAGCCCAGAGACGAGGGGGAAAACCACUAUAUAUGCUUCAAAAUGGCUUUGUCAUGGCAGCAUAGUUUUACCCUGGAAUACCAUGACCAUAACCUGUGGGAAGAUUGUUUAGCCCAGCAGCAUUGACACAUCACAAUAGGUUCUCUGGACGACAAUGUUUCUGCUUUGGGGGAAAGCCUCUUACUGAGAUGUUUCUGCUGAUGGCUGUGUCGGAAGUCUUUCUGCUUUUGGGCUGGGCAUGGAGAUCAGACUGCAUUUGCUCACCCACCACUUACUACAAGAAUUGUUGGAUUCGACGAUUCCCGGGCCUUACAAUUGAUCUGGAGCAUUCACAGAGAAGAGGGGCCUACAUUCUCAAAGUCUACACAGAAGCUACAGCCCAACAAUGCAGCCGGACCUGCUGCCUCCUAAAGAAUGUUUCCUGCAACUUGGCAAUUUUCUAUGGUGAAACGAAUAACCAGAGCCUUAACUGCCUGCAUGUUUAUUGCCCAGCGUUGGAGAGCUGCAUACUGAGGCCUUGGAUCAAUGUUGUGUUGUACAACAUCACACCAGGGGUUGAUCCGGAUCUUCUUGUGUUUGAGAAACUCUCUUUUAAAGAUAUGAAGACCAGGUCCUCUCUUAAUAAAUGGGAAGUGCAUGGAAGUGCAAGGGUUGCCAAUUUAGAAAAAUGCCAGAAUGCAACCACCAGUUCAAGGCACCUUCUUCCUGAAUCCUUAUCUUCUACAGUGGUCCAAGAGCUGGUAAGUAACAGCAGCAACACAAGUACUGCACCUGUCCCAGUUCACAGGUCUCCAUCCAGCACCUAUUUAGGACCUGCAGAUACACCACUGAAGGACUAUUUUACUAAAGUGGCAAACAUCUCAGCAAAGAAUGGUUCAACAGCCACGUCUGACAAGGCAACUGCACUUCCCAGCACUGCCGUUACAACUAUCAAGAUGUUAUCACACAUGCCCUGCCCAGCCCAUCUGAAUAGCAGCAAACACUUGAACGAAACCAAGGUGUACAGUGGCAGGAAUUACACAUCAGACAAUGAAGACCAGAAACCGGCUUGGGAGGAAGUAGAAAGGGGCAGCUGGCUGCUUCCGGUGGCACUCUGCUUUUCCUUGACUGUCAUUUGCUCCUGCAUUAUUAUUCUUGCAACUGGGUGCUAUCAAAAGAGGAAUGGUUGGUAUAAACCAAGACGGAGAGGUGUAGCAGCAUGCAGACAGUUAAUUAGAUAACCUAUGGUUAAAAAUAGCUUUUAAUGGUAAAUGUUCCAAAUCCAGAGACAAAGUGAAGGCUAGAUGAUGAAUAUGUAAGAGAAGACAAGGGAACUCUUGCUUAGAAAAAUUGAGUAAUUGACUAUGCAAUCCUAUACAUCUCCGCUCAGAAGACUCAUUGAUGUGUGUUUGGGACUGAUUAUAGGAAUUCUGAGUACUUUGCCAUUAAACUAGAUUGGAGAUACCUCUGCUUUUCCUGAUUAUAAUGCUUCAAUUCUAAUAGGGUUUAAAUACACCUUUCAUUAAGAGUCUUUUCUCCAUCCCAACACUACAGUGUAUUAUGCAAAACCACAUAGACUGGUCGGGAAACUUUUCCAGUAUGCAAGUUGUGUCCUUUCUCCACCAACCCUUACAGGCCAUUAGGGUCACCAGCUGUCAAUUACUUGAUGUCAUUAUGACAUCAGGUGAUAACUUCAAAGUGAGUGGUAGCCCCUUUGAAGUCCAUUUGCUGAUGGUUUGGAUUCAAACUAUUCUGCUAAUAAUAGCAGAAGUAACUCCUUU